This is a messenger RNA of Symbiodinium sp. CCMP2592, 1467 nucleotides long. The record is from the annotation of a GenBank genome assembly. Lineage: Eukaryota; Dinophyceae; Suessiales; Symbiodiniaceae.
AUGGCCUGGCCAAGUAUCGUUGCUUUUGGCAAGGAUGAAUCUUCCUGGAUCCUCAAAAUUGACGAUCCAAUCGGGCUAUGGUCUUCUCACAUGAGUUGCAUACCAAGAGAAUUGGCGACUGUCCUUGAUGAGAGGUCUGACUCCAUUGAGCAGGUCGCAUUAGGGCCGGAUGGGGAGUGGUUCAUACUUCUAGAUGACCAAGACCGGUCAACCUUUUUUGGCAACUCGUCCGAUUUGUUUGCUGCGGCGCUGCAUGCCGCGAAGGACGCGGACGGCAAGAUGCAGAUCUCUUGGGUUGCUUUCGGCCCACAGAACUCGUUUUUUGUUUACCGCGUGGAUGGCGAGCCAUUUUGGCACGGCCUCCCAGAAGAAUUAGAGGAGCUGCUGGCGAAGCGUCCUCGGGACGUGAAGCAUCUCGCGCUUGGUCGUCCCACAGGUUGGUGGGUGCUUUUCCACAACGGUGUGUGGAAGUGGCACUUGCCACCAGAACAUGGGCUUUCAGACUGGCUGAAGAGCUCAGAGGCUUACACGUUAAAUCACGUCUACCUCGGAAACAACGGCGAGUAUUUCAUUGAGACAAAGCAGCAUUCCCACUGGAAGGCAGGAGAUUCUCUCAGCCGGGUUUUGUCGUAUUACUGCAACAGAAGCUCGCGACUGGAAAAGGUCAAAUCAGCCCUUGUCGAGUGCCCGACUUUGUUGCAAGCACAUGCAGAGCUCAUGACAGUCUUAAUGAAGGUGCUUGAGGAACAUCGUGAGGAUUGCUACUUCGACCAGCUCCUGGAAGCGAUCAAGAGCAAGCUGCUUUUCGAUCCACAUUUCACCCGCCUGUACUCCUUCAGCCCUGCCUGCUAUGGCCAACGAGGAGGAUACCCAUACUUCAAGCCAUGCGGAUGGCUCAGAUGCUCCCUUGCAAUCGAGAACUUCGAAGAGUAUUCAGGUUGGUGCAUUGCAUAUCAUGGGACAAGUUGUCAAAAUGUCGCAUCCAUUAUGCUUCGUGGACUCCGAAAGCCAGGUGAUGAAGGUGUUGGUGUUGCGCAUGGCCAGGCUUACAGCAAAAGCGGCUGCAAGAUUUACGUCAGUCCAUCUAUUGAGUAUGCUGCUUUUCCAGUGUACGCAGAAUUUCUUGACAUUGAGAGGAACCAUUGGGCACAGCUUGUUCUUGAGUGUCGUGUUCGUCCGGCCUCUUUCGUAGUGAAGCCUGGAUCCUUAGGGAACAAAUAUUGGCCAGAGCAUCUUCGCAUGGACCAAAACUUUGAGACGAAUUCUGAGUUAGAGUGGCUGAUUGACACUCCGGAGGAUGUCGCGUUCACUGGGCUCAUGAUUCGUGAAUUCGGAGAAGCAGCAAACGAGGAAAUCUACGGAAGCUUGGUGCGCCAAGUGACCUUGACUCCGGGAAGCAAGGGGCCCGAGUUUGAAUGGACGAAGCUCCGAGCGGCGGAGUACGAGCGACUGCAGUAUUGCAUUUGA